AUGGGGCUAAGGCUUACCAGCCUUUUGACACUAUGGCUGGCCAUCUGCUAUGCAACUGAAGUUAGAAAAGGAAGAACUUCUAGCCAUGGCCACUAUGUCUGCAGUACUUGGGGGAACAACCACUUCAAAACUUUUGACGGAGAUUUCUACCAGUUUCCUGGUGUCUGUGAAUACAACUUUGUGUCUGACUGCCGUGAAUCUUACCAGGAGUUCUCUGUCCAUAUCCAGCGUGAACUGAAUGAGCAAGGGCACCCUGACAUUCAAUAUGUCCUUAUCACAAUUAAGGAUGUUGCAAUCUACCUCACUCACAAGAUGGUGGUGGUGGAUGGGCAAAUUGCAAGGACUCCGUACUAUCAUUCUGGUAUUCUGAUUGAGAAGAAUGAUAUGUAUACCAAACUCUAUGCCAGAGUGGGCCUAGUUUUGAUAUGGAACAGAGAAGCUGCUUUGAUGAUUGAACUGGACACCAAGUUUAACAACGGUACUUGUGGUCUUUGUGGGGAUUACAAUGGCCAGCAGGUUUACAAUGAAUUUCUCUCCAAUGGUCUGAGCUAUAAUCCAAUCACAUUUGGAAACCUACAGAAGAUUAAUAAACCCAACACAGUAUGUGAAGACCCUGAUGAGACACAACCUAUUGAAUCUUGCAACCGACAUCGUGAGGAGUGUGAGAAGCUGCUGACUGCUCCGGCUUUUGCUGAUUGUCAGUCCCGCCUGAAUCUGGAACAGUAUAUCCAAGCCUGCAUGCAGGACAGAUGUGCUUGCCAGCAUACAGAGGACUCCUUCUGCCUUUGCAGCACCAUCUCAGAGUUUUCCCGCCAGUGUUCCCACGCUGGUGGCAAUCCUCAGAACUGGAGGACAUCACAACUGUGUCCUAAGUCAUGUCCUGGAAACAUGAUCUACCUGGAAAGUGGCUCACCCUGUAUGGACACCUGUUCACACAUGGGGAUCAGCAAACUGUGUGAAGAACACUACAUGGAUGGCUGUUUUUGCCCUGAAGGCACAGUAUAUGAUGAUAUCACUGGGAAAGGCUGUGUGGCCACGAGCCAGUGUUACUGCAAACUUCGUGGGAAAUUAUUUUCCCCUGGUAAAAACAUCACCAAUGACUGUGAAAGCUGCACCUGCCAAUCAGGGAGAUGGAUAUGCCAGGAUUUACCCUGUCCCAGUAAAUGUGCAGUGGAGGGAGGGUCCCACAUUACUACCUUUGAUGGAAAGAAGUACACCUUCCAUGGUGACUGCUACUAUGUGCUGAGCAAGAGCAUACAGAAUGACUCACAUGCCCUCUUGGGAGAACUAGGCCCAUGCGGUUCUACUGACAAGCAGACAUGCCUAAAGACGGUGGUUCUGUUAAUAGACGAGAAGAAAAACGUUGUAGUUUUCAGAUCAGAUGGUACCGUAUUACUGAAUGAAAUAGAAAUUCAUUUGCCUCAUGUAACAGCCAGCUUCACAGUUUUCCAGCCAUCUUCAAACUACAUUAUUGUGCAGGCGACCUUAGGCCUCAGGCUGGAGAUCCAGCUGGUUCCAGUUAUGCAGCUCUUUGUCAUUGUGGACCAGACUGCCCAGGCAACUCUCCAAGGUCUUUGUGGGAAUUACAACGGAAUAGAAGGAGAUGACUUCAAAACAUCAAGUGGAUUAAUAGAAGCAACAGGGGCUUCCUUUGCUAACACGUGGAAAGCACAAGCCAGCUGCAGUGAUAUGUUGGAUAACUGGGACCACCCUUGUACUCUUAGCGUUGAGAAUGAAAAGUAUGCUGAACAUUGGUGCUCUUUGUUGAAAAGUACAGAAACUCCUUUUGCCAGAUGUCACUCAGUCAUUGAUCCAACAGAUUAUUAUAAGCGCUGCAAAUAUGAUACCUGCAAUUGUAAUGCCAACGAAGAAUGUAUGUGUGCUGCCCUAUCAUCAUACGCAAGAGCCUGUGCCUCCAAAGGGGUCAUGUUAUGGGGCUGGAGAAAGAAUGUUUGCAACAAAGAAGAAUCCUCUUGCCAAGCCAGCCAAGUCUUCCGUUACAAUCUGACUUGCCAGCAAACUUGCCGCUCUCUUUCUGAUGGUCAUAAGUACUGCUUGGAAGGCUUUACUCCAGUAGAUGGCUGUGGCUGCCCUGAUAAUUCCUAUAUGGAUGACAGUGGCAAAUGUGUGCCAAUUGCUCAGUGCCCGUGCUAUUACAAGGGUGUGCCCAUAAAUCCCGGCUAUGUUAUAAUGAAACAGGAUGAGCGCUGCGUUUGCAGACAUGGAAGAUUUCAUUGUGUGCCAGUGGACGUAACCCCUGAACACUGCUCACCCAACAUGACAUAUUUUGACUGCAACAACUUUGACAGUUGGUCUUCCCAAACACCAGUACAUCUUAGCUGCCAAACACUGGGAAAUGAUCAGUUCCAGACAGAGUGUGUUUCAGGAUGUGUGUGCCUUGAUGGACUGAUAGAUGAUGGCAGAGGGAAUUGUGUCCAGGAACAGGACUGCCCAUGCAUUCAUAACAAAGUUUUUUACUCCCCCGGAGAAACAGUAAAUGUGGACUGCAACACAUGUACUUGUCAAAGAGGAAGCUGGAAGUGCACCACCAAUUCAUGCUUUGGGACAUGUACCAUUUAUGGGAGUGGCCAUUACAUCACGUUUGAUGGAAAAUUCUAUGACUUUGAUGGCAACUGUGAAUAUGUGGCUACUCAGGAUUACUGUGGAAACAGCGAUUUGGAGGGAACAUUUAGCGUCAUCACAGAGAAUGUCCCAUGUGGAACCACUGGAGUCACCUGUUCCAAGGCCAUUAAAGUUUUCCUUGGGAGCACUGAAAUAAAGUUGGAAGAUAAACAAAUAGAAACAAUUGAGAUGAAUACUACUAGCUCUGUGACUUACUGGAUUCGUGAGCCAGUCGGGCUGUACAUUAUAAUAGAAACCAGCAAUGGUGUUAUUCUCAUCUGGGACAGGAAGACUACUAUUUUCAUCAAGCUGGCACCCUAUCUUAAAGGAAAAGUCUGUGGCUUAUGCGGCAAUUUUGAUGGCAAGGCCAGUAAUGACUUCACUGCAAGGGACAUGGUCCAAGAAAAUAAUGCACUGAUAUUUGGAAAUUCAUGGAAAAAGGAUACUGCAUGCCCUGAUGUUGAUGUAGACCCUGAGCCCUGUGAAAAGAAACCUCAUCGCAAAUCCUGGGCAGAGAAAGAAUGCAGCCUCAUCAAAAGUGUUGUGUUUGAAGAAUGUCAUUCAAAAGUGGCUCCAGAUCAGUACUAUGAAGCUUGUGUACAUGAUGCUUGUGCCUGUGACUCUGGAGGCGACUGUGAGUGCUUCUGUACUGCAGUGGCUGUCUAUGCACAAGAAUGCCUCAAAGCUGGAGCUUGUGUCUACUGGAGGACUCCUGACAUAUGCCCAAUCUUUUGUGAGUACUGGAAUCCUACAGAUAUAUGUGAAUGGCACUAUGAGCCUUGCGGAAGUGACAUUGUUACCUGCAAGAUCCUUAAUGAAGUCAGCACCAACUUUUCAAUGCCAUAUCUGGAAGGUUGCUACCCACGAUGUCCUCCGGAUAACCCUAUCUACAUUGAAGAGACCAACACAUGUGGGACAAGUGAUAUGUGUGGCUGCUAUAUUAAUGGUGUUUACUAUAGACCUGGACAGUCUAUACCCACAGAUGAUCAGUGUACAAAUUGUUUCUGUGUUUAUGCUGGAGAAACGAAAUGUGAACCCCGAAGAGGUUGCUGCAUAUAUGAUGGUAAAGAAUACGAAGAAGGAGAAAUAAUAAUAAAUGAGAGAAAUGGAUCUUUUUGUUUCGACAUAAAAUGCACAAUCAAUGGCACUUGGGUAGUUGAAGACAUGAGACCCUGCAGUACAACUGCCCCUCCCACAACUACUCUUUCAACUACUCCUUCUCCCACCACCACCACUACUACUACCACAACUCCCACUACAACCUCCACUACACUCUCUUCAACAACUCAGUGCUUAAUGCUUGCCUGUGAAUGGAGUAAAUGGUAUGAUGUCAGUGUACCCGAAGAAGGACCAGAAGGUGGUGACUUUGAGACAUAUGAUGCCAUAAGAAUUAAAGACGGAAGCAACUUUUGUCCAUCUGCUCCGCAAAACAUAGAGUGCAGGGCUAAAAAUGCACCCAAUGUGGAUAUUGCAGAAUUAGGACAGAAAGUGGACUGUAACGUCACUUAUGGACUCAUUUGUAGAAACAAAGACCAAGAUCAGAGUCUCUGGACCCUCUGCUAUAAUUAUGAGAUACGCGUCAACUGUUGUCAAAUCAUUCCUUGUGGUGAUAUUAUCACCACUACUCCCACCACUACUCCCUCCACUACUACCACUACACCAACUACCACUACGCCAUCUCCCACCACAACAACUACCACUCCUACCACUACUUCCACGCCUCCCACCACUACUCCCUCCACUACUACCACUACACCAACUACCACUACCCCUACGCCAUCUACCACCACAACAACUACCUCUCCUACCACUACUUCCACGCCUCCUCCACUACCACUACCCCUGCCACAACUACCACUACCCCACCCUACGCCAUCUACCACCACAACAACUACCUCUCCUACCACUACUUCCACGCCUCCCUCCACUACUACCACUACCCCUGCACCAACUACCACUACCCCUACGCCAUCUACCACCACAACAACUACCACUCCUACCACUACUUCCACGCCGCCUACCUCAACACCAACAGUAGUUUGUACCUCCGCUGUAGUAUGUUCAUGGUCGGACUGGAUUGAUGUCAGCUUCCCACAAUAUGGCCCACAGUAUGGUGACUAUGAAACCUAUGACAACAUCAGGGCAGCCGGCACAGAGAUCUGUACAAAGCCAGAAAACAUAUCAUGCAGAGCCAAGAAAUUUCCUAAUUACUCCUUCAAGGAGUUGGGGCAAAAAGUGGAGUGUGAUGUUUCGACUGGACUUAUUUGUCACAAUAAAGAUCAGACUCCUGGGCCUGUGUACCCUGUAGAUAUGUGUCUCAACUAUGAGAUCCGUGUAUAUUGCUGCAAGGAUGAAUGCAUAUCUGGACCUCCAACCACAACUCCUACCACAACUACACCAACUACCACUUCUACCACUACCUCUACUCCAUUGACCACCACCACAACUCCUACUACUACUUCCACACCAUCAACCACGACACCACCAACUACUACUACUACCAUUCCAACACCACCUUGGGAUACCCUUACCACUACACCAACUACCACUUCCACCACUACCACUUCUACCACUACCUCAGCACUUACCUCUACCCCCACACCACCUACUACUACGCCAACUACCACUGCUACUACUACCUCCACUGCACCUACAACUACACCAACUACCACUCCAACCACUACAUCUACAGCAGCAACCACUACGCCAACCACCACUCCAACCACCACCACUACUACAGGAUCCACUUCAGGCACCACACCUUGUAUCCCCACUGAAGAAUGCGAGUGGUCCAACUGGAUUGAUGUCAGUUUCCCACAAUAUGGCCCACAGUAUGGUGACUAUGAAACCUAUGACAACAUCAGGGCAGCCAACAUAGAGAUCUGUGCAAGGCCAGAGAACAUAUCAUGCAGAGCCAAGAAAUUUCCUAAUUACUCCUUCAAGGAAUUGGGGCAAAAAGUGGAAUGUGAUGUUUCGACUGGACUUAUUUGUCACAAUAAAGAUCAGACUCCUGGGCCUGUGUACCCUGUAGAUAUGUGUCUCAACUAUGAGAUCAGUGUAUGCUGCAAGGUUGAUUGCGGAUCUACACCAUCAACCACAACUACACCAACUACUACCACCACCACAAGUACAACUACCACCACAACUCCAACUACCACUUCACCAACUACCACUAUCUCUACAACUACAGAGUGUGUCAUAUGUGAUUGGUCUUCUUGGAUUGAUACGGAUUCCCCAAAUGGUGACAAGGAUGGUGGUGACAAUGAAACUUAUGAGAAAAUCAGAGAACAUGGUAUAGACAUCUGCUCUCAGCCAUCCAAUAUUUCAUGCAGAGCAAAAGAUUUCCCUGGUACUUCACUUGAGGAAUUGGGACAAAAAUUGGUAUGUGACGCUUCUGUAGGACUCAUCUGUAAAAACACAGACCAAGUCCCAGGUGUGGGUGUGGCCCCAACUUGUCUCGAUUACGAAAUUAGUGUUUAUUGCUGCAGAGACUGUUCUACCACCACAGUCUCGACUACAACCACCACUCCCUACACUGGAAGUACAAGUAAAACUACGACAGUCACAACAACAGAAACAGGAACAACAACAACAGUACCUUGCACAACUGAUGAAACAGAACCAUGGUCCACUUCAGAACCAUCCACUGCUGUUACCACCACCAAGAUCUCAACUACCACGGAGACCACAACCACAUCAACAGCACCAACAACUACUACUUCCACCCCAACUCCAAGUACAACUACACCCAAAUCAACCACCACCAGCACUGAAAUCCCUACAGUAACAACCACAACUACCACUACUACUCCCACUCCAAGUACAACAACAACAACACCGACACCACCAACCACCACUACUACUCCCACGCCGAGUACAACUACAACAACACCGACACCACCAACCACCACCACCAGCACUGAAACCCCUACAGUAACAACCACAACUACCACUACUACACCCACGCCGAGUACAACAACAACAACACCGACACCACCAACCACCACUACUACUCCCACGCCGAGUACAACUACAACAACACCGACACCACCAACCACCACCACCAGCACUGAAACCCCUACAGUAACAACCACAACUACCACUACUACUCCCACGCCGAGUACAACAACAACAACACCGACACCACCAACCACCACCACCAGCACUGAAACCCCUACAGUAACAACCACAACUACCACUACUACUCCCACUCCGAGUACAACAACACCGACACCACCACCAACCACCACCACUGAACCAACUACAACAACCACAACUACCACUACUACUCCCACUCCGAGUACAACAACAACAACACCGACACCACCAACCACCACCACCACUGAACCAACUACAACAACCACAACUACCACUACUACUCCCACUCCGAGUACAACUACAACAACACCGACACCACCAACCACCACUACUACUCCCACUCCGAGUACAACAACACCAACACCACCAACAACCACCACCACUGAACCAACUACAACAACCACAACUACCACUACUACUCCCACGCCGAGUACAACAACAACAACACCGACACCACCAACCACCACCACCACUGAACCAACUACAACAACCACAACUACCACUACUACUCCCACUCCGAGUACAACUACAACAACACCGACACCACCAACCACCACUACUACUCCCACUCCGAGUACAACAACACCAACACCACCAACAACCACCACCACUGAACCAACUACAACAACCACAACUACCACUACUACUCCCACUCCGAGUACUACAACAACAACACCAACACCACCAACCACCACCACCAGCACUGAAACCCCUACAGUAACAACCACAACUACCACUACUACUCCCACUCCGAGUACAACAACAACACCGACACCACCAACAACCACCACCACUGAACCAACUACAACAACCACAACUACCACUACUACUCCCACUCCGAGUACAACAACAACAACACCAACACCACCAACCACCACUACUACUCCCACUCCGAGUACAACAACAACAACACCGACACCACCAACAACCACCACCAGCACUGAAACCCCUACAGUAACAACCACAACUACCACUACUACUCCCACUCCGAGUACAACAACAACACCGACACCACCAACCACCACCACCACUGAACCAACUACAACAACCACAACUACCACUACUACUCCCACUCCGAGUACAACUACAACAACACCGACACCACCAACAACCACCACCAGCACUGAAACCCCUACAGUAACAACCACAACUACCACUACUACUCCCACUCCGAGUACAACAACAACACUGACACCACCAACCACCACUACUACUCCCACUCCGAGUACAACUACAACAACACCGACACCACCAACCACCACCACCACUGAACCAACUACAACAACCACAACUACCACUACUACUCCCACUCCGAGUACAACUACAACAACACCGACACCACCAACAACCACCACCAGCACUGAAACCCCUACAGUAACAACCACAACUACCACUACUACUCCCACUCCGAGUACAACAACAACACUGACACCACCAACCACCACUACUACUCCCACGCCGAGUACAACUACAACAACACCGACACCACCAACAACCACCACCAGCACUGAAACCCCUACAACAACCACAACUACUCCUCCUACUCCGAGUACAACAACAACAACAACGACACCGAUACCCCCCACAACAACCACAUCACCAACUACUGGCCCAACAUCUUCAACCCGCUGCACCUGUAUAAUGGGUGAAAAUACAUUUUUCGAAGGUGAUAUAAUAGAAGUGGGCAUGCACAGAGGCGUGUGCUAUCAGGCCAACUGCUCCUGGGGCUGUGAAGUAGUUUACAAGUAUUGGGAUUGUCCCACCCCUACACCACUGCCAACGACGACUACAACCACAACAGAGCCAACGACGACUACAACAGAGCCAACCACAACCACAACAGCGCCAACCACAACUACAACCACAACAGAGCCAACAACGACUACAACAGAGCCAACCACAACCUCAACAGCACCAACCACAACUACAACUACAACCACAACAGAGCCAACCACAACAACUAUAUCUAUAAAAACAGAAACUCCUACUAGGACAACUCCAAGACAUAGUCCACAGAAAUCCACACCCACACCCACACCCGGACCAACACCCACACCCGCACCAUGUCCAUUCGAGAAUGGGACUAUUCUACCUGGAGAAUCUAUGUGGAUUUGUGACUGUGUCCAGGCCUUUUGCAUUUCAAACGAGGAGUGGAUUUUAAAACCCAUAAAGUGUGAACCACCACCUGAGCCCACAUGUUCCAAUGGGCUUGCUCCUGUCCGUGUGAUGGAUGAGAAUAACUGCUGCUGGCACUGGGAAUGUGACUGCUACUGCACCGGCUGGGGAGACCCACAUUAUAAGACCUUUGAUGGCCUCUACUACAGUUACCAAGGCAACUGUACCUACACCCUGGUGGAAGAGAUUGUAAAAACCAUCGACAACUUUGGAGUGUACAUUGAUAACUAUCACUGUGACCCAAGGGAACCAGUGUCCUGUCCACGUACUCUCAUUAUAAAGCAUGAGACUCAGGAUAUACGCAUACACACUCUCUCAUCUGUUCCUAUCAAAAUAGAGGUACUCGUAAAUGGGAAUGUUGUGAACUUACCUUACACAAAAUAUGGUGUGAAAAUUCAUCAGUUAGGUAUGAAUUACAUGGUGGUAAUUCCUGAAUCAAAGAUAAAUAUAACCUUCAACGGCAUAUCUUUCACUAUUCGGAUGCCCUAUGAACUAUUUGGCAACAACACCCAGGGCCAGUGUGGUACAUGCACCAAUAAUACAGCAGACGACUGUCGGCUGCGCAAUGGAGAACUUGCAGAAAACUGUGUACAGAUGGCAGAUGACUGGUUUAUUACUGAUGACUCCAAACCCCAUUGCCCCCGAUUGCCCCCGAUUCAGGAACCAACAACCCGCCCGCACUGCGAACCAUCUCCGCUCUGUAAACUUUUACUUGAGGGCGAAUUCAAGAAGUGUCAUGAUGCUGUUGAUUAUGAAAACUUCUAUGCAGCCUGCGUGUUUGAUAACUGCAGGAUUCCCGACCGUGGCAUGGAAUGUGCAAGUCUUCAGAUCUAUGCAUUUACCUGUGCAGAUCAAGGUGUCUGCAUUGAUUGGAGAGGGCUUACCAAUGGCACAUGUAGCGUCAGCUGCCCAUCUAACAGAAUUUACAAAGCAUGUGGUCCUGCUCAAGAGGAGACUUGCAAAUCAGGCUUAAUAGGAGUCAACCAAACCCAACAAAUUGAAGGCUGCUUCUGCCCUGAAGGGACAACACUUUAUGAUGCUGGUGUGGAUGUUUGUGUGAAAACCUGUGGAUGUGUUGGGCCAGAUAAUAUACCAAGGAAGUUUGGGGAGGAGUUUGAGUUUGACUGUAAGAAGUGCAGUUGCCUGGAAGGAGGCAGCGGUAUUACCUGUGAGCCCCUCAAAUGUCCAUCAGAUGAUGAUGUCAGCUGUGAAGGAGAUGGAUUCUACACAAUCACUGAAGUCAAUCCUGAUAACAAAUGCUGCUCUAAAACCACUUGUGUAUGCAAUGCCACUGACUGCACAACAGAGCCUCCUAAAUGUCAGCCAGGGUAUGAGUUAGUUUCUGAAGUUCCUGAAGGCCACUGCUGUCCUGAUCACCGAUGUGUUCCCAAAAACGUUUGUGUGGCUAACGGUAAUGAAUACACGCCUGGCUCUCAGAUCUUAGGAGAUAAGUGCCAGAAAUGUGUCUGCACAAAGGAAAAAGACAACAGUACUUCGCUGAAUUUGAUCAGUUGCAGCUACAUCCCAUGCCCAACGACGUGUGAACAAGGACAUACUCUUAUUCAUCAGGACGGUGAAUGUUGUGGGGUGUGUGUGCAGACAAGCUGUGUUAUACGAACACCUGAGAAUGAUGUUUUCAUCUUAAGACCUGGUGAGCAACGGAGUGCUCCACACGACAACUGCACUAUUUACAGCUGUGUGAACAUGCAUAGGCAGCUGGUCUCCUCCACCUCUUCAAUAAGCUGCCCAGCAUUUAACGAGGAAACAUGUCAGCCUGACACCAUUGCCUAUUUGCCCAGUGGCUGUUGUAAAACUUGCAAGCCCAAAGAUCACCCAGUUCCAGUGCCACCUUGCUCUCUCUCUGAAAUGAAGGACUAUAUCGUUCAUGAUGGUUGCCGUUCAGCAGACAUGGUCCCUGUGGCCCAGUGUGAAGGACAUUGUGGAACUUCCUCAAUAUACUCUUCUGAAGCCAACUCCAUGAAACACAAGUGCACAUGCUGCAGGGAGUCAAAAGUAUCCGAAAAGGAAAUAACACUGGUGUGCCCUGACGGGAAGAACAAGAAACACAAAUACCUUCAGGUGGACUCUUGCGAGUGCCUCAACACCGAAUGCAACAGUUCACACUCAUCAAACGAGUCCCAGAAGAGCACAGAAGAAAAUAGCAGGGAAGACUCCCAGGAAGAUGAACUGAAUGCUGUGGCUCGUGUCAGGAGGGCCAUUAGUUCGGUGAAGAGAAGGAUGGGAAUAUAAUGAGCUAAUCAACAGGUUAAAAGUGAAAAGAAAAGUUAUACAGGGACGACCCAUGGUUUCAUUUUUCACAAAUAAUUCUGCGCUUGCCCUUACUUUCCACGGGCCUCUUAAAUCUGUGCCCUCUUUGACUGUUUCCCCUUAUGAUCGCUUUAUUUAUUUGUGUUAAACAAAAAAAAAAGUGCAAGUCGUUUUUCCCUGAGUGUAACAAAGUUUUAUGUUUUGGACUUUUGAAUCGUUUUCUUUUCUUCUUUAAAUAAUUAAAAGCACAUUUAAAAACUGAAGUCUCCGCAUCCAGUUUU
This is a messenger RNA of Podarcis muralis (Common wall lizard), 11444 nucleotides long. NCBI's taxonomy places the organism in Eukaryota, Metazoa, Chordata, Lepidosauria, Squamata, Lacertidae. The record is from RefSeq and is a predicted model, not a curated record.